CGCUCCCUGCCGUCGUAGCCUUCUUCUCCUACACAGAAACGCCGUCGCCUCCGGCCGAUCGAAAAACCACCGCCACACACGCCACGCGCACCCAAAUCUUUUCCCCUCAGGCGAGUUCCCAACUCGUCGAGUCGUCGGUAUAUACACCAAGAAAGCCAACGAAACACUCCUCCUCCUUCCCUCGUUCCUUCCAUCUCCAGAGAUCGAAUAAUCAAAGCUUGGCCGCCGGUUCUUGUCGUCCGUGACGGUUAGCUUGCUGCUAUCGAGGAUGGUGGCGCCGGUGGUUAUCGCGUCGGCGGGGCUGGGCAUGCUGGCGGGCGUGGCGAUGGCGAACCGGUCCCUGGGGGACGGGCUCCCGGCCGCCUCCAGGUGGGACGCGCGCCCGCGGUGCGCCACGUGCGGCGGCUCCGGCCGGGUGCAGUGCAUGUGCAACCGCUGGUCUGACGGCGACUCCGGGUGCCGGACCUGCGCCGGGUCGGGCAGGAUGCCGUGCCGCAGCUGCGGCGGGUCGGGCACCGGCAGGCCGCUCCCCGCGCGGCUCAUCGUCCAGAACCAGAAGCCGCCGCCGCCUUCCCCGGCCGACCGCGGCAGCUACAACUAAUCAUGGAGUAAUUAGGUACUCCAUCGGCAAUUUCGCGCGCUUGGUGGUGCAGGCGAAGAAAUGAAACUCCCCAAGUAUACUAUGUUGGUCCAUCCAUGUGGAUGAGAUGAUUUCAUAUGUAUAUGUCUCUACCUCAAGACUAGUACGUACUUGAGCAUAUUUUUGGUGUUGCUGUUCUUCCGUUUGCAAAUCGCACAACACAAGAAAGAAAGAAAUAGUUUGGAGAAGAAAACAUGAUUGAGAGGGGAGGGCAAGUGAUGAUCGAUGAACAGUUUUGUUGGGGAAGGUCGUAGUUAAUUGUGGAUGUAAUAUAUAUAUGUGCUUAGAUUUGUUUAUAUGGACAUAAACAUCAAUUAUUUCCAGAUAAUGAGUUCCUGUUCUUUUUA
This is a messenger RNA of Phragmites australis (common reed), 987 nucleotides long. RefSeq lists its product as uncharacterized. The record is from RefSeq and is a predicted model, not a curated record. The coding region runs from base 269 to 601 and encodes 110 amino acids. Lineage: Eukaryota; Viridiplantae; Streptophyta; Magnoliopsida; Poales; Poaceae. The transcript has a single exon.